CGGCGUAUGAUGGCGAAUUAGGACAGCAAGACCUAGAGCAGGGACCGGCUCGGUUUAUUAUAUGUGUAUUUCGGGAGCUGCUUCCGAAAGCGGAGCACAUCGGGAAGGAGUGUCCGGAGGACCUAUGGCGUUUGGUGGCCACCAGCUGAUGUCUCUGGUUGGGGCUUCGGUGUCGCCUGCGACCUGGCGGGGUUACGGUGUGGUGCGCCCGGCGGUCUGGUUGGUUGGCCACUCGUACAUUUUCUGGGCGGCUCAAAGGGCGGAAUGCAGGCCUGGCGGUCGGAUGCUGGGAUUCCGUGAAGUGGAUGUAUCCUGGAGGGGUAUCCGUGGUCUUAAAUGGUCACAGCUUCUUACUGAGGUGGUUGAUAUUGGUUUUCAUUCCAGGGGUCCGGUAAUUCUUGUCAUUCAUGCCGGUGGCAAUGACCUGUGUCUAUCACGCUUGGCUGAGCUCAUGACCCUCAUGCGCUCCGACAUUGAGAGGUUCUCGUCCUUCUUUUCCGAGAUGGUACUGGUGUGGUCCGAAAUCAUUCCCCGGGUGGUGUGGCACGGUGCCAGGGAUGCCGAGGCUGCCGAGAAAUGUAGGAGGACGGUCAAUUCUCGCAUGUCCCGGUUUGUUCGGUCCCGUGGUGGGAUUGUGGUGAGACAUCGCCAACUAGAAGGCGACAAUAGAUCCCUGAUGAGGCCCGAUGGAGUUCACUUGACUGAGAUUGGGCUGGAUAUCUUUAUUUCUGGCUUGCAGGAUGGUAUUGAGCAGGCCAUGUUUUUGCUGGGUGGUGGUCGGAGCCCCGUGUAAGGCUGCGGGUCUCCUCCGUGGCGGCAAUUGUUACAGCGGAGUUUUGGAAAUGGCUGAUGGCGUACUUGCCCGCCGGGAGACCGGCGGUUGGCAUACCGCUCCAAGUUGUUAUUUGGUUUU
Messenger RNA from Bufo bufo (common toad), 913 nucleotides. RefSeq lists its product as uncharacterized. NCBI's taxonomy places the organism in Eukaryota, Metazoa, Chordata, Amphibia, Anura, Bufonidae. The record is from RefSeq and is a predicted model, not a curated record. Bases 62 to 793 code for a protein of 243 amino acids. The transcript has 3 exons.